AUGACCCAUUCUAAUACCGCCGAACAAGCAUACUUGGACUUGUGCAGCCACAUCAUAACUCACGGUGAACACCGUCCGGACCGUACAGGCACCGGAACAAAGUCGGUUUUUGCUCCUCCGCAACUCAGAUUCGAUUUAUCUAAUGACUCGUUUCCUCUAUUAACCACCAAAAAAGUGUUCAGUAAAGCAAUUAUUCACGAACUUUUGUGGUUUGUUGCUGGCGAUACCGACGCCAACCACCUCUCGGAAAAGGGUGUGAAGAUAUGGGAGGGAAAUGGGUCGCGUGAGUACUUGGACAAGUUGGGUUUGACCGACCGUCGCGUUGGUGAUUUGGGUCCGGUUUAUGGGUUCCAAUGGCGUCAUUUUGGGGCUCAAUAUAAGACUUGUGACGACAAUUAUAGUGGUCAGGGCUUUGACCAGUUGCAGGAUGUUAUCAAAAAGUUAAAGACAAACCCAUACGAUAGACGAAUCAUCAUGUCUGCAUGGAACCCUCCAGAUUUUGCUCAAAUGGCUCUUCCUCCAUGCCAUGUAUUUUGUCAGUUCUACGUGAGCUUCCCAGACGCUGGCCGUCCCAAGUUGUCGUGCUUGUUGUAUCAACGUUCUUGUGAUAUGGGUUUGGGUGUGCCUUUCAAUAUUGCAUCGUACGCACUUCUCACCAAGAUGAUCGCACACAUUGUAGAUAUGGAUUGUGGUGAGUUCAUCCAUACAAUGGGCGAUGCUCAUGUGUAUAACGACCACAUUGACGCGCUCAAAGAACAGCUUCAAAGAACUCCACGCGAGUUUCCUAAAUUGUACAUUAAGGAAGAGAGGAAACAUCAGAUCACUUCAAUUGACGACUUUACGUUUUCAGACUUUGAGAUAGUUGACUACGACCCAUAUGGACCCAUCAAAAUGAAGAUGAGCGUAUAA
Messenger RNA from Meyerozyma guilliermondii ATCC 6260, 909 nucleotides. It is a transcript of the gene CDC21, whose product is annotated as thymidylate synthase. The record is from RefSeq and is a predicted model, not a curated record. The transcript has a single exon. Gene Ontology annotation, cellular component: mitochondrion; cytosol. Bases 1 to 909 code for a protein of 302 amino acids. Gene Ontology annotation, biological process: dTMP biosynthetic process. Lineage: Eukaryota; Fungi; Ascomycota; Pichiomycetes; Serinales; Debaryomycetaceae. Gene Ontology annotation, molecular function: thymidylate synthase activity.